AUGGCCUCACAACAGCAAUCACCAACAACCUCGUUCCCGGCCAUCGUGGACGACGUGGUUUCGGACCCUGAGUCUCUCAUCCGUCUCCUGCGCGCCUACGACCCUGCCUUUGAUGGCGCCCAGGCGGUGAGAGCUGCCUACGAGGACGCUCUUGUUCGGCACCACAAUGACAUGAUGGACCAUGAUCUGGAUGACACCGAUGACCAUGACCACAGUCAAGCCACCUUCAGUCGCGGCCUCACGGGGAACGCCCUCGUCGACUGGGUUACCACCCAUAUCAGCUCAGACACGUUGCUCUCUGUCGACGAGAUGGACCAGUACGCCGCCCUCGAACGGGCCGGGCUCCUGCCACACUUGGAAGCCACCCUUGCCCAGUCUGGUCUGAAACUCAGCGAUCCGUCCAAAAUCCCUCCCCUCGGCGAUCACCAGAUCAGAGCGGCCACCCAGGAACUCAUGCGAUCAACUAGUCUCAUCACCCGCCAGACCGAGGCCCUGCGCGAGCAACAGGACCACCUCGACCGGCUCGUUGCCGAGCACAAGAGGGAUACCCAAGCCAGGGCCGCCUUGGAGGUUCAGCAGCUCAAGGGGCUGGAGGAGCGACAGAGGGACUUGGUCCAGUCGGUGGUGGAACUAGCCCUGUUCCUAAGCGACAAGGUUGAUGAACUGGAGGCCCAGAAUGAAGACCGGAAAGCCGACGUCGAAACGCUGAUCGAUGGCAUGUUUCACUCGGAUGACCAUGUCUUGUCAAGUCUCCAGAAAUUAGGGGACCAGUUGAGUAGGUCUUGUUCUGGCGAGGACGUCAGCAAGGCGGAGGAAGACAUGGUCAAGAGUUUGCGUGACAUUUGCGCCAGAAUGAUCAAGUUCCACGUGGAAGGGAUCAGAACGAGGUUGGAUAGAAUCUACCUCGAGACCCUUCAUGCCGCGGUAGAGUCGGGGGCUGGGCAUGAUGGUAGUACCGUCACGGUGGAGGAUGUCGCUGCUGUCCAGCGAGAGUUGGAGGAACUCUACACCGAGAUCCUUCCAGUCGGUCAGAUGUCAAUCGAGCACCAGUUCUUGCGACCUGCUCUUGAUGAUCUAGCAGCCAAGAACGGUCGCAGACUUGAGCAGUCGACACAAGCAGCGCAUUACAUCGACGAAUGCCUCGAUUACCUGCUCGACCGCAUCACCACCAUCCGCGCGUGUCUCCAAGAGUAUCUGUCUCAUCAACAAGCCGUCGCCGAGUUUGCCAAACUCGCACGACCAGAACUUAACACCAAUGGCCUCCUCCCCAAAGAGUCGCCGGACUCAACAUCAGCAUCCCAUCACCGCCGACACUCCUCGUUUCCCCGCCAACUCCCUGCUGACUCACUAUCCCCGGAACUUAAAUCCAUCCUCCAACCCCUCGGCAUCUCCAUUCCUCCAGCAGAUCCAUCACUCCAAUCCCACCUUUCCGCUCUUCAAUCAGCUCUCGACUCCACCCUAACAGACCGCCAACAAAAGCGCGACGAACUCUUGUCCAAUGCGCAAUCAAGCUUUGAAGACGCGGUAACGAAGCACAUAGGUGAUGCGAAGGCUGCACUUGCUAUGCUGAGGGACUCGGUGUUGGCGGACAGUCCGUGGGGAGCGGUGAGGUUGGUCGAUGAGGAGUUGGAGGGGAGUGUGGAGGUUAUACGACAGGAGCUGGAAAAGAUAGAAGAGUGGAAGGCAGAUAUUGAUGGGGCUGUCAAGGCUUCCAAUACUGACGAAAGGAGGGAGCAAUUUUUGGAAAGAUGGGGGGAGAGGCUAUGA
Messenger RNA from Neurospora hispaniola, 1767 nucleotides. RefSeq lists its product as uncharacterized. Lineage: Eukaryota; Fungi; Ascomycota; Sordariomycetes; Sordariales; Sordariaceae. The transcript has 5 exons. The record is from RefSeq and is a predicted model, not a curated record. The coding region runs from base 1 to 1767 and encodes 588 amino acids.